GACGUGUGGGUAGUCGAUUCUUCAAUCCAGGGAGGUGAACAAAUCAAGAAUCCUCACUUGUUUACAUCGUCACCGGCACAGCCGACCCGCAUUUACUUCCUCCCAAGUUCGAGAACGAGAACGAGAGUAGCCAAUAGUCAAACAUCGAUCCCAAAGCUUUCGCUAAAACCAUCAGUCUAAUCCAUCAUAAGGGCGCGACGUCCGCUGAGCGAGCAAAACAAUUCUCAAAAGCCUCUGAAUCAAAACCAAAUGAACAGCCAUGGGGGCAACACCUCAUCUUCCUCGAACCCAACCUCGCCGGGAUCUUUACUCACUCCCCUUCUCCUCUCCAUGACCGGCAUUGUUGCCACCGCGUUCGCCGUUGUCGCCUACCACGUCUUCUUUGUCCGCUUUUGCGCCAGGCGGCAACGGUUCACGGCCGAUGAUGAUCCGCUCGGGGAACGAGAGAACUCCAGAGCCAAAACCGACGGCGUCGAUGAGAAGGUUCUUAGAGCCAUCCCAGUCCUCUCCUACUCCUCAAAGGGGAACCGCCUCUUCCGUGUCGACCAGAGUGAGUGUGCCGUGUGCUUAGGCAUACUAGAGGACCGCGAGACCGUGCGCUUGCUCCCCGCCUGCCGCCACGCGUUCCACGUCCCAUGUAUCGACCAAUGGCUCUCGGCGCAUAACAACUGCCCCAUCUGUCGAUCUCCUGUGGUCGCCCCGCCAACAAGGAUGGCAGAUGAUCACUCGGCCACGAAUGCAGCUUCCUGCAACAACGGAGGUGACAUCGAGGCUUCAGAUGGGCCACCACUGACGAGCGACUUGCUCCAACUCCGUGUGUCACUCAACGUAUUGAGGAGGUCACCAUCGGACUCGGCAAACCAGUCUCGCGACAUGGUCAUAAACGUGGAAGAGGAGAGAGAGGAUGCUUCCGGAUCAUCGUCUAACGAUGAUCUGACGUCGUCGUUAUUGGGGAAAGGCGUGGUGCUGAGUAACAGCAUGUCUUUGGGAGUCGAAUCGAGGCAGUUGGAUGGCUUGUCGUCGAGGUUGCUCAGGUCGUUCUCACAGCUGAGUAGCAGUCGCAGGGUUGAUGCAAAUCUUCCUCGCUGAACGAACUGUAUCGCCUUCCUCCUCCCAUUCUUUUCGUUUUUUUCUUCCCCAGAUGAUGAUUUGGUUUACCUCUAUUUAUUCUCAAGUAAAAUAACUCAAUUGGGAGUUAUAUUUUGCCUUUUUGAUCUGGGAUUUUCAUUGCGAAUUCGAGUGUCAUGCAUGGUUGUAU
Messenger RNA from Rhodamnia argentea, 1258 nucleotides. Its product is annotated as putative RING-H2 finger protein ATL53. NCBI's taxonomy places the organism in Eukaryota, Viridiplantae, Streptophyta, Magnoliopsida, Myrtales, Myrtaceae. The transcript has a single exon. The record is from RefSeq and is a predicted model, not a curated record. Gene Ontology annotation, biological process: protein ubiquitination. Bases 250 to 1089 code for a protein of 279 amino acids.